AUGGCCAACGACGACGAGCUAGCGGAAAUCGACGGCCAAAAGCCCAAUGUACUCCUCGAUGAUGGGGAACAGCGCGAUGUAAAAAGCAUGACAAGCCAUUCCGUCUAUAAAGUCAAGCGGACGUGGGACCACUACUACUGUACCUGUCCAGCAUGGCGCAACCAGGGCGGAGUCCCUGUGAAUGCUCGUAGCUGCAAACAUCUCCAAGAACUGCUUGGUCUUGACUACGAAGCCGCCCGACUCAAAUGGAAAAACCCAGACGGGCCCUCACUUACGGCCCCUGAGAGCGACUCAGAAGACGAGUCGGAAUCAGACCAUAAAUCGAAGAGAAAGCCGAGUUCAAAGAAGAAACCAGCAUCGAAACGGGCUAAAGACGAGUCUGAUGACGAUAAACCCGCAAAGAAGCCUGCCUCCAAGAGAAAGCCCACUUCCAAGCGGGUUGACGAUGAUGAUGAUGACGACGGCGACAACGGGGUUGGCGUCAAUGGACUUCCUGCACUCUUGCUUGCUAACAAAUGGGAUAUCGAGAAAGGCCCUGAUCCCUCUGGCUUUUGGAUAUCAGAAAAGUUAGAUGGUGUUCGGACAUUUUAUAAUGGAAAGGGCAUGGUAAGCAGGCUUGGAAACGCAUUCACGCCGCCCAAGUGGUUGUUAGAGAAACUUCCCAAAGACGUAACUCUCGAUGGAGAGCUGUUUGGCGGACGCGGUAAAUUCCAAGAUACGGUAUCCAUCGUGAAGACGAUGAACUCCCCACACUGGAAAGAAAUCACCUUCCAGAUUUUCGAUAUACCGUCUAACAACGGCACCUUUGAAGAACGGAUGAAGGCACUCAAGCGACUCUUUGGGCCUGGAGCCAAGUACGAGUGCCCGGAAGUCGUACUCGUCGAGCACGAGAAAGCAAAGAGCCGACAACACGUCCUUGACAAACUCAAGGAAAUCGAGGGACUAGGUGGAGAGGGCCUCAUGUUGCGGAAGGCGGGAAGCAAAUAUGAGGGAAGGCGAUCGUCGACAUUGUUAAAAGUCAAAACAUUCUACGACGCUGAAGCAGAAGUGACGGGGUAUACGGACGGGCAUGGUAAACAUGCCGGGCUCGUUGGGGCCCUGAAAUGCAAGAUGGAGUCGGGAAAGGCGUUCAAUUGUGGUUCGGGACUGACGGACAAGCAACGCAAGGACCCCCCCAAGAUUGGGCGUAUCAUCGUGUACCGAUUCCAGGAACUGACGCGAGAUGGUGUGCCUCGUUUCCCGACGUUUGUCGGUGAAGCCAUUGACAAGAAGAAGGCGAAGGACGCUGAUAUUCCUGCUCAUCGCAGAACAGAUGGGAAGAAGAAGGACGAGUAA
Molecule: messenger RNA, 1335 nt
Organism: Mycena indigotica
Lineage: Eukaryota; Fungi; Basidiomycota; Agaricomycetes; Agaricales; Mycenaceae
Product: SWIM-type domain-containing protein
Exons: 12
Coding region: 1-1335 (444 amino acids)
Biological process (GO): DNA recombination; DNA repair
Molecular function (GO): zinc ion binding; DNA ligase (ATP) activity; ATP binding
Source: RefSeq, a predicted model, not a curated record